Closterium sp. Naga37s-1 is the source of this 1518-nucleotide messenger RNA. Lineage: Eukaryota; Viridiplantae; Streptophyta; Zygnematophyceae; Desmidiales; Closteriaceae. The record is from the annotation of a GenBank genome assembly.
AUGGCGCCAGCGAGAGCGGUAGCGGGUGGCGGCGGCAACAUGGGUGGCGAGAUCCGCGUGGUGGAUGCCGCAGGUGCCAUCAUGCCGUCCGCAGCGGGGCUGCUCGCGGCGCUACUAAGGCCACAGGCUGCACCGCUACUAACGACACAUGCCGAACCAAACGCAGCGCCCGCUGCUGUGAUGGGGCGAGAGGCCCUUCUGGGGGUUCCUUGUGGUGCUGAACGGCCACGUGGCGGAAGAAUAGGUGGAGACACUCUAUUGGAUCGUGGCAUUGCAAGUAUGGCUGUAGCUAGACCAGGCGGGGUUGAGGGUUUUGGGGAGAGGGGAGGAGACGAGGGAGAAGGGAGAGAGGAGGCGGGAGGGAGAGGAGGAGGGGAGGGCAGCGAGGCGGUGGUGUGGCACGUGAGCGAGGGGCGCAUUGCGCCAGGUAAGAUCGUGUGCCCGCGCUUGUUCGCUCGCUGCUGCUGCACACACGCACCGCCUCUCCCUCCCGCCAAACCUCCUCUCCUGCAGUUCGCCCCCCCUGUUCCUCCCCUUGUCAGUCCCGCCAUCUCGUCCCCACUCUCUCCCCAUCCUUGUCUCCCAGAACCCCUCACCAUCACUCUCCCAGCAACCCCCCUCGCCAUCAGUCUCCAAGCACCCCUCCUCGCAUCACUCUCCCAACCGGUACCGUGUCAUGCUUGCCCACUAGCGCCUCUUCUCAAGUGGCCCCACCGCCCGGCCGCUCGCCCCUCCCACCAGCGCGACCACCCUGUCUUCCGUCUCCCAGGCGUCGCCUGCCCUCGCUGCCCCGCCUCCGCACUUUUCGAGUCGACUCAAAAAGCUUCUCAAGAGGCCCCACCGCCCUGCAGAUCGCCCCACCCACCAGCGCGGCCGCCCCGUCUUUCGUCUCCCAGGCGUCCGGCCCUUCCUGCCCUCGCUGCAUCUCCCUCCUCGCACGACCACCUGUUUUUCCCUCCUACCCUUGCCCCCACGGAUGGGGUGGGAGGGGAGGGCACAGCGGGGAAGGGCGCGGGGGAGGAGGGCGCGGCGGGGGAGGGCGGACCGAGAGAGGACGUGCGCGUGCGGGUGAGGGGCAGCGCAGUGGACCUGGCGUCUAUGGGAGGCCUCUUCCUCAGAGAGCGGGUCAGCUGGGGCCAGGAGUGGGUGGACCAAUUGCGAGCCGACACGUGGAUGCAUGCUUUCAGCUUCACCGGAGCACAGCAGCAGGAGGCAGGCAGGGAGAGACAGGGGUGGGACAGCAAUGUAGAUGGGGGUGCAGUGCAGGAGGGAAAGAGUGCAGUUGGGGCAACUAACAGAGGUGGCACUGACGACGGUGCUGCUGACGUCUUCCAGGUGUUGCUCGAUGCCAGCCAUGGCACCGCUGAGGUGCUUGUGGAGCUGCCUGUCCGUGCACAUGCAGGCGCACAGCCGCGGUGGGUGCUAGUCAAGCUGCUUCUCACUGUUGCCGACCAGGCGUCCAAUCGCCUCCACAUCCGUGUGCCUGCUGCAUUCAAUUCGAGUGUAAAAUUGUGCUGA